Molecule: messenger RNA, 1311 nt
Organism: Temnothorax curvispinosus
Lineage: Eukaryota; Metazoa; Arthropoda; Insecta; Hymenoptera; Formicidae
Exons: 1
Coding region: 1-1311 (436 amino acids)
Biological process (GO): DNA integration
Molecular function (GO): nucleic acid binding
Source: RefSeq, a predicted model, not a curated record
AUGGCCCUCCAAAAGAACGCUCCGCUGCCGGCGCGCAGUUCCAUCGCCUCGCUGAGCCCCUUCCUGGACAAGCGAGGCCUGCUCCGCGUCGGCGGUAGACUCAAGAAUGCCAUGCUUACCUACGACGCUAAGCACCCUGUGAUCUUGCCGGGACCGUCACGAUUAACGAGGCUUAUCGUGGAGGCGUGCCAUCGGCGGACAUUGCACGGAGGAGUGCAGGCGACCCUCGGGGCCCUUCGUCAGGAGUACUGGGUCCCUCGCGGUCGUACAUUGGUGAAAGGGUGUAUUCGGCGUUGCGUGACGUGCGUGCGAUGGCGGGCGGCCUCUCCACAGCCUCUCAUGGGAAGCCUCCCUGGUCCAAGGGUAACUCCCGCUCGGCCAUUCCUGAACACCGGAGUCGACUACGCCGGACCGGUGUGGCUGAGAACCUCCAAGGGACGGGGCCAGCGGGCCUCUAAAGCAUUUAUCGUUGUAUUUGUAUGUCUGUGUUCUAGAGCGGUACACCUCGACGUGGCUACGGACUACACCGCCGACGCCUUCCUGGCUGCGCUGCGCCGCUUCGUUUCCCGCCGAGGUCUAUGCCAGACGUUGUACAGCGACCGCGGCACAAAUUUUGUCGGUGCCGACGCACAAUUGCGCGAUCUAUUCUCCGCAGGCGGCCAGGGGGGCCGACGCAUCGCCGAGCGCGUUGCUGAGGAGAGGAUAGCGUGGCGCUUCAAUCCCCCCGCUGCGCCCAACUUUGGCGGCAUCUGGGAGGCAGCCGUCAAGUCGACCAAGCAUCACUUGCGGCGAGUGAUCGGCGAGGCGACUCUCACCUACGAGGAGAUGGCCACGUUAUUAUCUCAGGUAGAGGCGUGCCUAAAUUCACGUCCCCUGCAGGCCCUGACAGACGACCCUGAGGACCUCAGCCCGCUCACUCCCGGCCACUUCCUCAUAGGCUCGGCCAUCAGCGCCGUACCGGAGCCGUCGUUGACGGAGGAGAGAACGACUCGUUUGUCCCGCUGGCAACAAGUCCAGCAGAUGCGGGACCAUUUCUGGGCGCGAGGGUCUAAGGAGUACCUCCAGACGCUUGCUCAUCGCCCGAAAUGGCUCAAGGCCGACCUGGAGGUGCGAGCAGGCCGCUUGUGCCUCGUAAGAAGCGAGACGACGCCCCCGACCAAGUGGCCCCUCGCUCGGAUUGAGGAGCUACUCCCGGGCGACGACGGACAGGUUCGCGUCGUCAAAGUUCGAACGGCGGCAUCGAUACUCACACGGCCUGUGAGCAAACUCGUCCUCCUCCCGGACUGCGACGCACCGGGAAGCGAGGAGUAA